Molecule: messenger RNA, 807 nt
Organism: Bipolaris zeicola 26-R-13
Lineage: Eukaryota; Fungi; Ascomycota; Dothideomycetes; Pleosporales; Pleosporaceae
Exons: 5
Molecular function (GO): oxidoreductase activity
Source: RefSeq, a predicted model, not a curated record
UUGACCUCUCUUUCAGCCAUGUUCUCCAUGCUCUUUGUAAUACUGACUCUGGCACUACCAGUGCCCGCCAUAUCAUCCUGCAACAGCACAUGCACACCCGAGACAAUUCAGACACGUGUUGAGUGGGCGAAUAUGGCAGACACUGAUAAACACUCCUACCUAAAGGCAGCGCAGUUUCUGCCAUUCCACCGACUCUAUGUAUUUGUGUAUGAGCAGCUCUUGCGAGAGGAGUGCGGCUAUAAGGGGCCAACACCUUGGUGGGAUGAAACCCGAGACGCAGGCAAUUUCAUGGACUCGCCGCUCCUUGAUCCUGAUACAGGAUUUGGUGGGAACGGGACUGGUCCAGAUGGAUGUGUUACUGAUGGUCCUUUCGCAAAUACCACUCUUCACAUUGGUCCGGGCCAAACUCUGACUGAACAUUGCUUAUCCCGCUCAGUUGAGGAGACGAAUAGCACCCUCGCCAACGAAACCUAUGUUGAGCACUGCCACAAUUUAAACACCUACCUCGAUUUUUGGGAGGAGACCGGUUUGACAACCCACGGUGCUGGUCAUAGUGGAAUUGGCGGAGUCAUGCAGGAUAUCGAUGCAAGCCCCGGAGAUCGUCUUUGGUGGAACUGGCAGUCCGCAGACCCUGACAAUCGCGUAUAUCAACUGGGCGGCCCUUCCUCGCAGGGGCCGUGCGAAGGAGGAUGCCAAGAGACGACUCUGGACUACGUAAUGACCACCUAUGAAAUUCGCCCGAACGUUACUGUAGGAGAUGUCAUGGACAUUCAGGGCGGAUAUCUCUGCUACAAAUAUGACUACUAG